GUCGUGCCUCUGCCUCUGAAUGACUUCUGAAAAAUCCACGCUGGGGAUAGCCAGCAGACUGGCAGGUAGCAGAACGUGUCUGAAGAUAAGCUCCUCUUGCCCUGCUUUUGAGGUUUCCCUUAACCCGCGUCUCUUCCACAGCAGUACAGCGCGGGGAUAAAAAGGAAAUUAUUACAAUCAAGGAGAGAUUCGCAAGAAAGAACUGGAACAGAGUUGUUUUCUUCUGGGGAUUCCUGCUUCCGAUGUAACAGUCCUUGAUCACAGUACAGAUGGUGCUUUUGGAGAAGUGUGGUCUGUGUUCUUUCCCUGUUAUUGUCAGAAAUAUCAAAGUGGCCAGAGACAUCCCGAAGUGGGAUCUUCCAGAUAAUCCUGCUGUUGAAUGGGACACACAACUCCUCGCAGCCUUUGUGCUAAAGCAUAUAGAAGCCAAUAACAUCAACCUGGUGGUAACCUUUGAUGCAGGAGGAGUGAGUGGUCAUGCUAACCACAUUUCUCUUUACGCUGCUUUAAGGUACCUGCAUUCAGAGCGGAAGUUACCUGAAGGGUGCCGUGUGCUCCUGCUUGAAUCAGUGAAUCUCUUCCGGAAGUACAUCUCCGUGCUGGAUGUACCCGUUUCCUGCCUCCUGCCCACAGAUGCACUCUUCAUACUCACAGAGGAGGAGACUGAACAAGCCAGGAGAGCCAUGCGGUGUCAUCGCAGCCAGCUCCUCUGGUUUCGCCACAUCUAUAUGCUUUUCUCACGUUAUAUGAUGAUCAAUUCACUCCGCCUUCUGUAAAAGAAACGCCGCUCACAAAUUCAGGAGUAAAAGAAUGAGCAAAAAAAAGACCGUGUCAGGCCAAGGACUAAAGAAAACUCACCUGUUACGUGCUCAAGAGGACAGGAUUCUCUUUGUGUAGCAUUCUUUCAGACUACAAAAAACAGGCUGUAUGAACUUGCUUCUGAAUAUCUUGUUGCCUGAUACAUUAAGAUGAACAGGGUUUAACAACUACUCUAUCUUCUCACUGUAGAAGCUUAAAUAGGAUAAGAAAUUUGGAUUAACCUAAUUAGGAGUAAAAUGCAGGAGUAUUCUGCAUUGGAGAAGAUAUGGCACAAACUAUUUUUUCCCAAGAGGAUAUAGCUGUGAGGACUGCUUGGCAACUAUCUCUUGGUGCUUUUGUAAAAUCCAAGCAUCAGGAGUGACUUUUCAAAGAUCACGCUAUCACCACGGAUAAAACCAGAACCACAAGACCUGUCUUAAUUCAGUCAGAACCUUAAAAAGCCAAAGCUUAUGAAUAAAACAUCAGAAAUCAUACAAAUUUCUCUAAUUGCACUGAUCUUUGCUGCUACUGCUGCUGCUUUCAUACACAUUGUGUUGCAGGCUCCACCUUCGCGGAGUCCCCCUCAUGAAACAUGAGCAUUUCUUCUUGCUUCAGAACAUGGCACUCGAGAUCAACUCACAAGAGUCUCAACAGGACGCAAGAAUGAAGUGCAAGAGACCCAGACUGCAACUAGGUCUUUUAUAGAACACAUGCGGAGAUAAAAAUUGCAAGAGAUGUUUUAAAAGCUGCUCCACUUAUGUAAAUGACAAGUGCAAGAGUUAAAAGAUCCUCUCCCUUUAUGUUUAAAGGAGGCAUCUUUCCUGGAUCUACACAGCUAGUCACUGCAUAGUCGAGAUCAGAGCCCAAAUUGUCUGAUCUGUUGCUGUGAG
This is a messenger RNA of Aptenodytes forsteri (emperor penguin), 1688 nucleotides long. RefSeq names its product phosphatidylinositol glycan anchor biosynthesis class L (gene PIGL). The record is from RefSeq and is a predicted model, not a curated record. NCBI's taxonomy places the organism in Eukaryota, Metazoa, Chordata, Aves, Sphenisciformes, Spheniscidae. Gene Ontology annotation, cellular component: endoplasmic reticulum. Gene Ontology annotation, molecular function: N-acetylglucosaminylphosphatidylinositol deacetylase activity. The coding region runs from base 270 to 776 and encodes 168 amino acids. Gene Ontology annotation, biological process: GPI anchor biosynthetic process. The transcript has 10 exons.